CUAUUUUAUCCCAGAGCCCUGAAGGAGCCGUUAGCCAGGAGGGGAAAGGCGCAAUAAUAAAAGGGAAUGCAGCUUGACAAAACAGCACUGUGAGGGCGUCACGUAGCAACCUACGGUAGCCUAAAAUCGUAAAGCAAAACCUCCGGGAUUUUAUACAGAAGACAAUAUAAUACUCGUUAAUCUAUAGCGAUGGCUUGAUUUGAUCGGUGUGUUUUCGGUAAAGGCACGGCCAGGGCUCGUGCCUUCGAGAUGCACGGUGGCUCCUGCUGCCGCCAAUCGCUGCGACACGCCACGGAAACCGCAACCGGCCCGGUUCUAUCAUGGCUUUCAAACGGAGAGCGAGGAGGAUGCGGCUAGGGCUGGGGCGCUAUCGGGUGGGGCCCAUGUGGCUCUGGAAGGCCCUGCUGGUGUUCGUGGCCAUCGCCUUCGCAGGACAGUUGCUGGGGGUCAUCUUCAACAAAAGCCUCCAGCAGGACAGGUCGCGGUCGCUGUUCUCAUCCGACGGCCAGGGCCCGCCUCUGGGCUCCUGUCGGCCCCACAGCCACGUCAUGUUCCUGAAGACCCACAAGACAGCCAGCAGCACUGUUCUCAACAUGCUUUACCGAUACGGAGAGGAGAGGGAUCUGUUCUUCGCCCUGCCUCUGGGGUACCAGUUUGGCUACCCCCUCCCCUUCAACGCACACAGGGUCAAAGGUUAUAGAGGGCCCCACGUGGCCGAGUUCAGCAUUAUGGGAAACCACAUGCGCUUCAACAAACCAGAGGUAGAGAAGGUGAUGCCAGUGGACACCUUUUACUUCUCUAUCAUGCGCGACCCUGUAGCGCUGGCCGAGUCGUCCUAUGCCUAUUACAAAGCUGUCGCCCCCGCCUUCAAGAAGGCCAAAGGCCUGGGAGACUUCGCCGACAACCCCAGGAAAUACUACGACCCCCGUCUCCGUAACAACCACUACGCCCGCAACCUGCUCUGGUUCGACUUCGGCCUGGACCACAACGCCAACUUCUCGACCACACUGGCCCGAAGAGGCGAGGCGGCCGUCCGACGCGCCUUCAAACUCAUCCUGGUCUCUGAGCACUUUGACCAAUCCAUGGUCCUGCUGCGCCACGCCCUCUGCUGGCCGCUGGACGCCAUCGUCUCCUUCAGUCUCAACGCCCGCCAGCAGAAGCCCAGCGGAGGCAGCUCCUGGGUGGGUAAAGUGGCUGCUGCGCAGCCCCCCGCCCUGGCUCUAACAGACGACCAACGUCUAAAGCUCCGCGAGUGGAACGCCCUGGACUGGCACCUCUACCAGGCCUUCAACCGCUCCUUCUGGAACGAGGUGGAUCACUUUGGGAGAAUUAGGAUGGACCAGGAGGUCGCUCUUCUCCGUACCCGCCGGGAUGUGCUGGCCCGGGCCUGCCUGAGGGACGGCGGGAGACCUGUGGAGGCCAGCCGCAUCCGCGACAAGACCAUCAGGCCCUUCCAGAGCGGCUUGGUGAAGAUCCUGGGAUAUGAGCUCCAGCCUGGGCUGGAAAACGCUACUCAUCAGUCCUGUCUGAGGAUGAUCAGGCCAGAGAUCCAGUAUAAGGACCUGCUGGAUGCCAGGCAGUUCCCCAGGGCUGCUCCCCAGGCUGCCCAAGCCCAGGCCCCGGCUAUCCCUGCUGGGGGAGCCUACUUGAGGAAAGACCCUUCUUCCCAACUCAGGACAGGAGAGCUGGGGGUGGGGGAAGGACGAGGGGGGACGGGGGAGGACAGGAGUCGGUUAUCUCAUAGUAAUAAUAAUAAUAAUAACCAGACAUUGCUACGAGGAGGAGGAGGAGGGAAAGGGAAGAUAAAAUAG
Oncorhynchus keta (chum salmon) is the source of this 1811-nucleotide messenger RNA. Its product is annotated as galactose-3-O-sulfotransferase 2. Bases 321 to 1811 code for a protein of 496 amino acids. Lineage: Eukaryota; Metazoa; Chordata; Actinopteri; Salmoniformes; Salmonidae. Gene Ontology annotation, cellular component: membrane. Gene Ontology annotation, molecular function: galactosylceramide sulfotransferase activity. The transcript is spliced from 7 exons. Gene Ontology annotation, biological process: glycolipid biosynthetic process. The record is from RefSeq and is a predicted model, not a curated record.